AUUCAUUAUCAUCAUCAUCAAGUAGUUUCUGUUAUGGCGCCAGCAUCUUUACAAUUUUGCGCUCGCGUGCUUGUGUAGGCGAGGUAGCGUGCUGGGUUUGCUUAUCAUCAAGCGCGUGUCCAAACCAAACGUAAAAGUUUUAACGCAAGGUAGCCCUGCCAGCAUUUCUGCAAUUUCGCCUGCCUCUGAUUGCAGUGGCGUUGCGCCUGUGAAGCGCGAGGUUACGUAGUGCGCACUUCGCUGCGACGCGAUUUUCAAUGAACCCGAGUCGUGAAACGCAGUUGAGAAGACUGAAGUCUUUGAUACAAAACAGCGAGACACAAUUAACAUCUGUAUUAGAGAAACUGAAAUGGUCGAAGGACGAGGUCCUGAAGAAGAAGGGAUAUGUCGUGUGCCCUAUAGAUCCAGGGCACACAAUGCCCGAGGCAUCAUUGAGCGCACACCUUGACCUCUGUGCUUGGCUCAAGGAGGGAUAUAGCAGGCAAGAGAAGGAGGCUGCCCCACCAAGCUCACAUUUCUUUUAUGGAAGGUCCACAUCAGUUGUUCCUGUGUUAAUAGACAGGGAAACUCAAAGCAAGAUAAUUACAGAUGCAGCAUUCAGAGGAGAUGUUCCAGCUCAUCUUGCCUCUGCUACGGCCACCAUAAUGAUGCUCUUUGUGGCAAGACUUGUGUAUCCUCGCUUAAGGAUAUCCUUUUAUUUUUUACUGAAUGCCGAAGUUUGCCAGAAGGUGAAGAAUGGCGUGCCAUUGACAAUGGAACGCUGCUUUUCGGAGCUCACUGCUGCAGAGAGGUUUGCAGUCUACGACUAUGUGGUUGAGCGAGCAAAAGCCACAAACAAGGCAUCUGCUGUGAAGCUCGAGGACCUCCAAGUCAACUUUGAAAAGAAGCCUGACAAAGAUGAACAACACCCGCCCAGUGAGUUGGAGUUGAAAAGACAGAUGCGAGACUACAAGCGUCGAAGGCAGUCUUAUAGGGCUAAGAAUGUCCACAUUACACAGAAGACAUACACAGAGAUCCUCAGAGAGGUCAUAGAAAACCAAACAGAGUACCUCAAGCAACUUCAAACAGGAAAUGACGAAGGAGCAGGGUGUUCACCAAGACUGGAAGAAAAGGAUGACAUCGAAAGACAGCCACUGCCUCGUGCAUCAGAGUGGAGGGAUAAGAGGGAGUCAUCUGUGGUGUCAUCAAUGUCAUCAAAAUGGAGGCGCAGUCGUAGCCCCGACACUAAUGGUCGCAGCAUCGACAGAAAGCCUUCCGAUGAAUCCCACAGCAGACACAGGUCAACAGAACGUCAUGAGCACAAAAAGCAUCAUCGGUCUCAUCACCACAAGAGUAGACACAAGCACAAGCAUAAAUCGAAAGACACUGAAACCAUGGAGUAGAGCCAUCUUUCCCCCAUUUCUUGAAUAAAUUUGUACUGCUUUGCA
This is a messenger RNA of Dermacentor albipictus, 1427 nucleotides long. Its product is annotated as U11/U12 small nuclear ribonucleoprotein 48 kDa protein-like. The record is from RefSeq and is a predicted model, not a curated record. Lineage: Eukaryota; Metazoa; Arthropoda; Arachnida; Ixodida; Ixodidae.